Condylostylus longicornis is the source of this 1317-nucleotide messenger RNA. RefSeq names its product leukocyte elastase inhibitor-like. The coding region runs from base 1 to 1317 and encodes 438 amino acids. Gene Ontology annotation, molecular function: serine-type endopeptidase inhibitor activity. Lineage: Eukaryota; Metazoa; Arthropoda; Insecta; Diptera; Dolichopodidae. The record is from RefSeq and is a predicted model, not a curated record. Gene Ontology annotation, biological process: negative regulation of endopeptidase activity. The transcript is spliced from 3 exons.
AUGAACGUGAGAAAGAGAAGCCCCAAAUUUUCACAACCAGAAUCUAAAUCUGGAAUUUGCUCCUUGGUGAUCAAAACUGGCGCUGCGCUUCUGCCGGUCGCGCAACUUGAAGCAAGUUCCAUUUUCGGCACGUUGGACCAAAAUUUCCAGGAAACUCUUGAGGUCCUCGCAAAUGCAAAAACUUGCGAUAAAACCUACAAUCCAAAGAAAGCUCUCUCGUCGGCCAACGCUGCCUUCAGUCUGGAGCUCCUCCGCGAAUUGUCCAAAAAUGAAUCGGAAAAUUCAAAUGUCUUCUUCUCCCCUCUGAGUGUCCAAACUGCAAUGGGGAUGGUGCUGCUUGGAUCCCGCGGCUCGACAAAUGAAAAUAUGACGAAAGCAUUGUGUUUCAAGGAGUUCGCAGAUGAUGAACAGCUACAUGGCUCGAUGAAGCAACUUCUGACUUCCCUGAAGCAGUUGAAAACAGUCCAUCUGGCUAAUAGGCUCUAUGUUGAUGAAGGGUUUCGUCUUUUUGAUGAUUACAAGAAGAAGUGCCUUGACAACUACUUUGCUGAGGCUGUUUCAACUGAUUUCAGAAAGCCAGCUGAAUGCGUAGACAAGAUCAACACUUGGGUGAAGAGCGUAACAGCCGACAAAAUAGACAAACUUAUCACCAAAGAGGAUCUUCUUGGACCUCUGGUGCUUCUAAAUGCCAUUCAUUUCAAAGGAAAGUGGAUGGAGCAGUUCGAUCCGAAACGUACAAAGGACGCUGAAUUUCAUAUUGGAAAACGAAAAAGUGUUAAAGUGCCCCUGAUGUAUGGGAAGAUGGAUGUUGAUUACAUGGAAGAUCAAGGCUUCAGGGCUAUCCGCUUACCUUACAAGGAUGACAACUUAAGCAUGACGAUUCUUCUGCCUGACAACUCUGUCCAACAAUUAUCGGAUGGGUUGACGCCUGAACGGUUGAAGGAUGUGCAACGGAAAAUGGUGAAUCAGAAGGUUGAGGUUUAUAUUCCGCGCUUCCAUAUCGAACAUAAAGUCAAUUUGAAGAAGGAGCUUUCUGCACUUGGCAUGAAAACCGCAUUCUGCUGCGAGGCUGAUUUCUCGGGCAUGUCCCCGUCAGCGACAUUUAUCUCCAAUGUAAUUCAUCAAGCAAAAAUUGAAGUCAAUGAGGAAGGAACUGAAGCAGCAGCGGCUACAGCUGUGCAAAUGACGCGCUGCUGUAGGCCCCCCAGGAAAACAAUAUUCCGAGCCGACCGUCCAUUUUUGUUCUUCAUUCAGAAUGACGAAAGCAAAGAGAUCCUUUUCUUUGGAAGUCUCAUCAAUCCAGCAAAAGGAAAAUGA